Salvia miltiorrhiza (redroot sage) is the source of this 1891-nucleotide messenger RNA. RefSeq lists its product as uncharacterized. Gene Ontology annotation, cellular component: cytosol. The record is from RefSeq and is a predicted model, not a curated record. Gene Ontology annotation, molecular function: GMP synthase (glutamine-hydrolyzing) activity; GMP synthase activity; ATP binding. NCBI's taxonomy places the organism in Eukaryota, Viridiplantae, Streptophyta, Magnoliopsida, Lamiales, Lamiaceae. Bases 136 to 1740 code for a protein of 534 amino acids. Gene Ontology annotation, biological process: GMP biosynthetic process. The transcript is spliced from 6 exons.
GUUCAAGUAUCUACACCUAGGCAUUCAUUCCCGCCACAUAUAGAAAACCCUUGAGAAAAACCCUAGCCUCCACUCUCGCUAAACCCCACUCAUACACAUCCUCUGCAAAUUCCCCAAAACCUUCAGCCAUCAUCAAUGGACGCUCAAGCCGUGAAAUCAAACCUCGUCCUAAUCCUCGACUUCGGCUCCCAGUACACGCAUCUCAUCACUCGCCGAAUCCGCGCCCUCAACGUUUUCUCCCUCUGCAUCAACGGCACGUCCUCUUUGAAAUCCAUCGCCGAUUUGAACCCGAGUGCAAUCAUCCUCUCUGGGGGCCCCCACAGCGUCCAUGCGCCUGACGCGCCGUGCUUCGCGCCCGAGUUCAUCGAGUACGUGGAGUCAAAAAAUGUCGCCGUUCUAGGCAUAUGCUACGGGCUGCAGCUGAUCGUGCAGCAAUUGGGGGGUGAGGUCAAGGUCGCCGGGAAGCACGAGUAUGGAAGGAUGGGGAUUGAGGUGGAGAAGGUCGAGGGAUUGUUUGGGAAUAAGAAGGUUGGGGAUAAGCAGAGCGUGUGGAUGAGCCAUGGCGACGAGGCCGUCAGGCUGCCGGAGGGGUUUGAAGUGGUCGCAAGGAGCCACCAGGGGGCCGUUGCCGCCAUUGAGAAUCGAGCUAGGGGUUUUUAUGGAUUGCAGUAUCAUCCUGAGGUAACACAUUCACCGGAAGGAAUGGAUACACUUAAAUAUUUCUUGUUUGACAUAUGUGGAAUUAGUGCUAAUUGGAAGAUGCAAGACAUUCUUGACGAGGAGCUCAAGGUGAUUAAAAGUACAGUCGGACCGGAUGAUCUUGUCAUCUGUGGGCUGUCUGGUGGCGUGGACUCGACUGUUGCAGCUACUCUUGUUCAUAAGGCUAUUGGAGAUAGGCUUCAUUGUCUUUUUGUUGACAAUGGAUUAUUAAGGUGGCGUGAGAGGGAGAGAGUGAUGGAGACAUUUGAGAGAGAUCUUCAUUUACCUGUUACUUGCAUUGACGCUUCAGAGCAGUUUCUCAGCAAGCUAAAAGGUGUUACAGAGCCUGAGAAGAAAAGGAAAAUCAUUGGGGAGGAAUUCAUUAAUAUAUUUGAUUCUUUUGGUCAAGAAUUGAAGCAGAAAUUGGGAAAGGAACCUGUGUAUUUGGUACAAGGAACCUUGUAUCCUGAUGUGAUCGAAUCCUGCCCUCCUCCCGGAAGUGGAAGGACUCACUCUCACACAAUUAAAAGUCACCAUAACGUCGGAGGGCUUCCCAAGAACAUGAAACUGAAGCUCAUCGAGCCUCUUAAACUUCUGUUUAAGGAUGAGGUUCGUGAACUGGGAAAAAUCAUGGGGGUUCCAGAGGGCUUCUUGAAGCGCCAUCCCUUCCCUGGCCCUGGCCUUGCAGUUCGUGUGCCUGGUGACGUUACGUUGGGAAACCAUUUGGACAUUCUCCGUAAGGCGGAUGAGAUUUUCAUUCAAUCAAUCAAAGAUGCUGGGAUUUAUGAUUCCAUAUGGCAAGCCUUUGCUGUUUUCUUGCCCGUACUAACUGUUGGUGUGCAAGGAGAUCAAAGAACGUAUAGUUAUGCCAUUGCGCUGAGAGCCGUCACCAGUCAUGAUGGAAUGACUGCAGAUUGGUAUGACUUUGAUCACAAGUUUCUUGCUGAUCUAUCCACAAAGAUUUGCAACGAAGUUGCUGGUGUAAAUCGAGUUCUUAUGGACAUUACUUCGAAGCCUCCAUCGACUAUUGAAUGGGAAUGAAUGAUCAAAUCGAAAUCUUCCAAUUUUUUGUUGUUACCUGCAACUCACUAGUGUUAGAACUUAGAAGUGUAAUACGCAGUUUUACCUUUGAAUUUUGAUGAUGAAGAUGUUGGUGAUUGAGUUCUGUGGUAUAUUAGUGUGUUUCUUUGCA